Molecule: messenger RNA, 6757 nt
Organism: Lotus japonicus
Lineage: Eukaryota; Viridiplantae; Streptophyta; Magnoliopsida; Fabales; Fabaceae
Product: putative pentatricopeptide repeat-containing protein At1g12700, mitochondrial
Exons: 3
Coding region: 384-2129 (581 amino acids)
Molecular function (GO): protein binding
Source: RefSeq, a predicted model, not a curated record
ACAUUGCUGGAUGGAAGAAGACCCUCAGGGAACUUCCAUGUUGAUCUCAAAUGAUGUAAAUUUAGCAGCUUCUGUUGUUGAAUGAAGACAGUACUUAAACUUCAAAAAAAUAAAAAACCCUAGUGACUCGUGUGGAGGUGUGUUUGAUAUGGUGGCAACAUAUCAUGGAAUUACAAGUUUUUUGAACACCUUCUCUCCUCUCACAGGCACAGUCAUCGUGGCAAAGUAGUGACGGAUAGUCUCUGUUCCAAUUAUUCAGGAUGGCACCAUGACGAUUCCUCUCAAAACAAAGCCUACUUGAGAACCCAACUCAACUCGCUCUCAGACUCACUCGAAGCACUCCUCCUCUGUGCUGAGUCACAGACACCGAGUCACUCCUCACAAUGCGAACAAGGGCGGCUUCCAUCUCUUCUUUCCGACCCACCGCCGCCGCCGUCACUUCCACUUCUUCCCCCGCCACCACCGCAACAACCACCACCAGAACCCACCUCCUUAACUCCAUCCGAAGCCUCAAAACCCUCGACGCCGCCGUCGCUUUCUUCCACCAAAUGCUCGCCGCGAACCCCUUCCCCUGCGUCAAGGACUUCAACUCCCUCUUCACCUUCGUCGCCAGGACCAAACACUAUGCCGCCGCCAUCUCCCUCAUCAAGCGCGCGCACUCCUCCGGCGUCGCGCCAGACAUCUACACUCUCAACAUCGUCAUCAACUGCCUCUGCCACCUUCGCCGCACCGCCUUCGGGCUCUCCGUCCUCGGCCUCGUCUUCAAGACCGGGCUCCGGCCAACCACGGCGACGCUCAACACCAUUGUUAACGGGCUCUGUCUCGAGAACAAUGUAGCCUCAGCUGUCACAUUCACUCGCCACAUGGAAAAUGCAGGGUAUCAACCUAACAGUUACACUUUUGGGGCAAUAAUCAAUGGUUUUUGCAAAAUUGGGGACACAGAAUCUGCUGUGUUGUGUAUGAGAAACAUGGUUGAGAGACACUGCGAACCGAAUGCGGUUGUGUACAAUGCAAUCAUGGAUGGUCUUUGCAAAGAUGGGUUGGUGAAUGAGGCUUUGAAAUUGUUCUCAGAGAUGAAGAAUAGUAAAGGUAUUCAACCUACUAUUGUUAGUUACAAUUGCUUGAUUCAGGGGCUUUUUAAGUUUGGUAGAUGGAAAGAGGGUGCAGGUUUGUUAUAUGAGAUGAUGCAGAAGGGUGUGAUGCCUGAUGUGCAAACGUUUUCUAUUUUGGUUGAUGGGUUUGGCAAGGAGGGGUUGGUUUCUGGGGCGAGGUGUGUGAUGGGUUUCAUGGUUCAUGUGGGGGUGGAGCCCAAUGUUGUUACUUAUAACUCGUUGAUUGGCGGGUAUUGUUUGCGACAUCAAAUGGAAGAGGCCAUGAAGGUGUUUGAUUUAAUGGUUAGGAGGGGCUGUUUGCCGAGUGUUGUGACUUAUAAUUCGUUGAUUCAUGGGUGGUGUAAGGUUAAGGAUGUUGAUAGGGCUAUAUGUCUGUUGGGUGAGAUGGUUAAUGAAGGGUUGAAACCGGAUGUGGUGACUUGGACUGCUCUUGUAGGUGGGUUUUGUCAAGUGGGAAAGCCACUGGCUGCUAAAGAAUUGUUCUUUACAAUGAAGGAACAUGGACAGGUUCCUAAUCUUCAGACUUGUACUGUUAUAUUGGAUGGUCUGUUCAAAUGUCGUUUUCAUUCUGAGGCGAUGUCGUUGUUUAGGGCAAUGGAGAAAAGUGAUAUCGAUCUUGAUAUUGUGGUUUACAAUGUUAUGCUUGAUGGAAUGUGCAAAGCUGGAAGACUGCGUGAUGCGAAGAAACUUCUUGCUCGUCUGCUGGCUAAAGGGUUGAAAUUUGAUACCUAUACUUUUAACAUAAUGAUCAGAGGUCUGUGUUGGGAAGGACUACUGGAUGAGGCUGAAGAGUUGCUUAUGAGAAUGGAAGAGAAUGGAUGUCCACCUAAUAGGUGUUCUUAUAAUGUCUUUGUCCAUGGAUUGCUGCGAAAACUUGAUAUUUCAAGGUCAGAAAAGUACCUUCAAAUAAUGAAAUGUAAAGGUUUUCCAGUAGAUGCUAACACCACAGAGUUGCUUAUAUGCAUCUACUCUGCUAAUAAAGGAGAUAAUGCAUUUCAAGAGUUGCAGCAGAACUGAAGUUUGUAUGUGUUUAAUCUCUUUAUGCAUUAUUUGAUGAGGAUUUAUGUCAUGUUUUAAGAUAUCAGACUGUCAGCUAGGCCACACUUAAUGGUCAGAGCACAUCCUUAAGACCAUUGGGGGUUCAACUGCCCAAAAUCAUUCAGAACUUGAUGGUAAAAAGUACAACGGAGACACUCUAUGAAAUUCCGAUCGGAUUGUGACACUGAUGGUCUUCUGAGUGCUAGAUCAUCCAAGAGACUUGAGAAGCCUGCAUAUUUUGACCAGACAUUAACCCUGUUUGAUGCCAACAAGAUGGGAGAUGGUGGAGCUGUGUUUUUCUAGCUUGCAAUUGAAAUGUUUUGAUUGAGACAUAAUCGUACGUUUGGUGUAUGGGUCACAUGGAGGUUGCCACAGUAGAGCUAGAAUAUCCUUUCGAUGGUUGGCAGUGGGCUAAACCAGUGUGUCCUAAGCUCUGUCAUGUGGAUUUGCUAAGCAAGAUUGUCCUUGAUCAGAUUAUGAACAUUGAUUUGGAAUUGUUGCUUAAUGGUAAUCGCAUGACCUAUAAUAGUAUCAGAAGUUCACAUCAUUGUCACUUGAAAUCCUUACGAUGCCCCAUUGUCACUUGCUGAUAUGUGGGAAAGUCUCUAUGAUUUGAACUUUGUGGAUGACAUGUGGCCAUUUGGAGGUGUUCUUGUGAUGUCUUUGUUCAGGGAUUUCUGUGAGAACAUGAUAUUUCAAGGUCAGAAAAGUACCUUCAAGGCUUCAAAUAUUGAAAUGUAAAGGUUUUCCAGUAGAUGCUAACACCAGAGUUGCUUAUAUGCAUUAUAAUCUGCUAAUAAAGGAGAUAAUGCAUUUCAAGAGUUGCUCCAGAACUGAAAUUUGUUUGUAUUUAAUCUCUCUAUGCAUUAUUUGAUGAGGACUCAUAUCAUGUUUGAAGAGAUCAGAAUGUCAAUUAGGCCUCUUAUUGGUCAGAGCACAUCCUUAAGACUAUUGUGGGUUCAGCUACCUAGAAUCAUACAGAACUGGAUGGUAGAAAGUACAAGGGAGACUCAGAAUGAUAUUAAGCUACAGAAUUACAAUCUGAUUGCGACACUGAUGGUCUUCUUAGUGGUAGAUCUUCCAAGAGUUCUGAGCAGCCUGCAUAUUUUGACCAGACUUUAACCCAUUUCGAUGCCAACAAGAUGGAGGAAGAUGGUGGAGGAAGAUGGAGGCUGUGUUUUUCUAGCUUGCAAUUGAAAUGUUCUGAUUGAGACAUAAUUGUAUGUUCGGUGUAUGGGGCACAUGAAGGAAUCAAGAUUAGAACUGAUCAAGGAGAUUCCACCAUGAUUAGCUGUGAUAAUAGACUUGAAAAUGUGCCUAAAGUUGAUGCAAAGAGUCACUACACAAGGUAUGUGAAGUACAAAGGUUUUAGUUUUCUUAUGGUUCAUGUUACUAAAUCAAGAACAUAUUGUUUAGUGAUUGGUCAAGAGAUCCUUUGGUCAAAUGAAUGUUUUUCGUGCAAAAAAACAUGCAGAAAGGGAAAAUAAAAGCUUUGUAGCACAUGAUGAAACAAGGGUAGGAUGCAAGGCAUUGUUGUAUAUAAAUUUUUUUUUGAAGAAAAGUGGAUUGUUUCUAGAUUUGUAAGACUUCUCCAAGAAGUUCACAAUUUCAUCGAGUACAUAGAAAGAAAAUUAACAUGCAAAGACAACUUAUUGAUAUGUUCGAUGAUUCUGGUUUGCGUUGCUGAAAAUGGUGGUAUCGAUAAUGUUGGAUUUAGUCAACAAGAUGUUAUUGAUUGACGCUAUCAUAUUUUAAGAACGGACAAUAGAAGAAUCCCGCAUUUUUAAUGCAUUUCAAAUGGAUGUAUAAGGGAAAUUGCCAAAUUGUUUGUGUUGAUUCAAGGUCUAGAAUGACUUACAAAUAUUUUGGUGAUGUGGUGACUUUUGAUCCCGCAUACUUGGCCAAUAGGCACAAAAUGCCUUUUGUUCCUUUCACAGUAGUUAAUCAUCAUUAACAAUCCAUUCUUUUUGGUUGUGCUCUCUAUUAUGGGAUGAAAUUAAAGAGUUUUGUUUGGUUGUUAAGUACUGGUUUAGAAGCAACAUUUGGAGUUUGUCCUAUAAUUAUUAUCACAUACAAGGAUGUUGUUAUCACUAAUGCAGUUGCAUUGGUGUUUCUAGAGGUUAAUCAUUAUUUUAUGUUGCACAUAGAGAAGAAAGUUUCAAAGUACUUGAGCUACUUUUAUCAUGAACAUAUUGAUUUUAAAAAUCAAUUUUACAAGUGCAUUUAUCAAUUUAUCACUGUUAAAGAGUUUGAAUCUGAUUGGGAAGCAAUAAUACUUAAAUAUGGGUUGCAAGAUAUAAGUGGUUGGAGAAGAUAUAUUUCAUUCGAGCAAAAUGGGUUUCUGCUUUUGUUCGUGACAAUUAAUGUGUUGAAAUGACAUCACUCAAAAAAGUGAAAGUAAAAAUAAGUUCUUUAAGGAUUUUUUGAAUUCGAGUACUCUAUUGAACAAGUUUGUGACACAAUGUGAUAAGGCUCUUGAUGCACAAUAUGAUAAGGCUCUUAUCAUUGUGUCACAAACUUGCUCGACGGAAUACUCGAAUUCAAAAAAUCUUUGAAGAACUAAUUCUUAUUUUCACUUCUUUGAGUGGUGGACAUUGCGGCAGACGUACGGAUCCAUUUUUCUCAAAUGGAAUAUAUCUUCUCCAGCCACUUAUUAUCUUGCAACCCAUAUUUUUCUAUCAUUAAAUCAGAUUCAAACUCUUCAAUAUGCUCAUGAUCAAUGUAGCUCAAAUAAAUUGGAACUUUCUUCUCAAUGUGCCACAUACAAUAAUGAUGAUUAACCUCUGGAAACACCCUUACGACUGCAUCAGUGAUAGCAGCAUCUUGGUUUUUAGGACAAACUUCAAACAUCACUUCUAACCAAGUACUUAACAACCAAACAAAACUCUCUUCAAUUACAUCCCAUAAUAGAGCACAACCAAAAAGAGAGGAUUGUUAAUGAUGAUUAACACCUGUGAAAGGAACAAAAGACAUUUUGUACAUAUUGGUCAAGUAUGUUGGAUCAAAAGUCACUGCAUCACCAAAAUAUUUGUAAGCAAUUCUAGACCUUGUAUCAACCAAAAACAAUUUGCCAAUUUCCCUUCCACAUCCCCUUGAAAUGCAUAAAAAACUCAGGAUUCUUCAAUUGACCGUUCUUUUUUAUUAAAAUAUGAUAAUAUGAGCAUCUACUUUUUCUAAUUGUUUUUCCCUCUUGUGGCUUAAAUAAUCAAUAACAUCUUGUUGACUAAAUCCAACAUUAUCAAUAUCUCCACUUUCAACACACAAGACAUGUUAUUUUGCUAGGACACGAACUGGAAUCACCGAGCAAAUCAAUAAGUUAUCUUUGCAUGUUAGUUUUCUUUCUAUGCACUCGGUGAAACUGUGAACUUCUUGGAGAAUUAAGUUCAUGAUUAUGAUCUUACAAAUCUAGAAGCAAUCCAUUUUUCUUCAAAAAAAAAGUCCAUUUACAACAUUGUCUUGCAUCCUAACCUUGUUUCAUCAUGUGUUACAAUGCAUUUAUGUUCCCUUUCUACGAGUAUUUUUUGCGCUAAAGCAUUCUUUUGAAUAAAGGAUCUCUUAACCAAUCAUCAUACUAUUUGUUCUUGAUUUAGUAACAUGACUCAUACGAAAACUAAAACCUUUGUUCUUUGCAUACCUUUGUUUAGUGACUCUUUGCAUCUUCAAUUGAUUCAAACUUCAUUCCUUUAUAGGGCUAUAAUGGUAGUUCAGUAUUGAAAUGAUUCACUUUAGGAACACUUUCAAGCCUAUUAUCGCAGUUAAUCAUAGUGGAAUAUCCUUGAUCAUAUGUAAUCUUGAUUCCUAUAAAAAAAAAAUAAUGAGCAACCACGCGUAUAGAAAUUAUCAAAGAAUCUAGUUGAGAAUGACAUGAUUUAGAUAUAGGUCUCAAUCACUAUGUGAAUAACCAACAAAAAAUAACACUUUGAUGGUGAACGAAUUAAGCAUAUGGGUUCAUGAUGAGAGAAUCAUCAACUGAAGGAAGCCGAAGAAAAAUAACCUGUUUUCUGAGAAAGAUUCUCUAAGAUUAGAUAAAACCACCAAAAUUGCAAGUUCCAAUGCUUGGGCGACAAAAAAAAAACAAGGAAUUAAGUGGUUACAAUGAACACCUGUAUUAGAGAUGAGGAAUCAUUUGCUAAAGAAAUAUCAAUGAGAUUGAGGCAUUGAUCGUCACCCUUUCUCAAAGAAUCAUUUGUUUUGGAGAUCUCUAGCUGUUUAUAACUGUUGGUUGGCUUCAUGAAAAAAUACAGAAAAAUCAAUCCUAGUUCUCCCUCUCAAACUCCAUGUAGAUGUAGUUAAAAACCUUUGUUCUUCACAAGGUUAGUGAUGACAAUGAAAUGCACAGAUGGAGCACAAGCGUAUGUGAAAGGGUUGGAGAGUGUAGGUUUUGGGUGAGAUACAUGCUCUAUUUAAUUAAACCAAACUAUUUUAGAAAACUUGUCUGACCGGUUAAAAAGAACUAAGGCUAUUGGAGUAUUGUUUUGUAUAAACAUGUUUACACUGUUGUACCUCCUUUAAACUCUUUAUAUAGAGAUUUUAUUAUUUAAUAUUCAUAUGAUCUUUCAGUUUUUUAGAUAAAAAUGUUUAUUUAAAAUGGAAUAAAAAUAAAUAAU